Arabidopsis thaliana (thale cress) is the source of this 1493-nucleotide messenger RNA. Its product is annotated as DHHC-type zinc finger family protein. The coding region runs from base 258 to 1493 and encodes 411 amino acids. Gene Ontology annotation, molecular function: protein-cysteine S-palmitoyltransferase activity; palmitoyltransferase activity. The transcript is spliced from 5 exons. The record is from RefSeq and is marked reviewed. Lineage: Eukaryota; Viridiplantae; Streptophyta; Magnoliopsida; Brassicales; Brassicaceae. Gene Ontology annotation, cellular component: cytoplasmic vesicle membrane.
AGAGAGAGAGAGAGAGAGAGAGAGAGAGAGAGAGAGAGAGAGAGAGAGAGAGAGAGAGAGAGGGAAGAGUGGAGCCAAAGAGGAUAGAGAUUUUGCGACGAGGAGGAAGAAACGAGCCAAAAGCCCGGCGGCAGCGAUUUGAAAUCUCCGGUUUCGUUCGCUGGCUGCGACAACGACGACACACAAACCAGGCAAUGGAGAUUACGCUUUGGGCGUUUCGUCGUUGAGUCUGAGGCUUGAGGAAGAAGAAGGUGGUGAUGGGGAGGAAGAAAAGCUGUCAUGUCCAUAAUGCUCCUUCCGAUGACGAUAUAAUGUUUUCUCAAGAUCAUAAACCCAAGAGAAUCUACCAACUCUGGCCCGGCAACAAUAGAUUUUAUUGUGGAGGGAGACUAGUCUUUGGUCCAGAUGCAUCGUCUCUCCUUCUGACAACAGCUAUGAUUGGAGGUCCUGCUCUCACUUUCUGCAUACGAAUGGUUUUUUUGAUCGGAAAACGCUAUCCUUUGUUCCACUCUCUUAUAUUGUUGGGUGCACUUUUGCUCACUGUCCUGGAUUUUACAUUUCUCUUCUUAACAUCAUCGAGAGACCCCGGGAUUAUCCCUAGAAACAAAGAAGCACCUGAAGCAGAAGGGCUUGAUAUGAUCACUCAAUCCUCAGAGUGGGUAAACAACAAACUCGGUAAUACAAAGAUACCUCGAACGAAGGAUAUAUUGGUGAAUGGCUACACUGUCAAAGUUAAAUUUUGUGAUACAUGUUUGCUUUACCGUCCUCCUCGCGCCUCUCACUGUUCAAUCUGUAACAACUGUGUUCAAAGGUUUGAUCAUCAUUGUCCAUGGGUUGGCCAAUGCAUAGCCUUACGAAACUAUCCAUACUUCAUCUGUUUCAUAUCAACUUCAACACUCCUCUGCUUGUACGUCUUUGUCUUCUCAUGGGUCAGUAUGCUUGAGGUACACGGCAAGAUGUUGUUAAUGGUCAUCACAAACGACUUAGUAUUUGUUGUUCUCAUCCUCUACUGCUUCGUCGUUGUCUGGUUUGUCGGCGGGCUCACUGUUUUCCAUCUCUACCUCAUCUGCACCAAUCAGACAACUUAUGAGAAUUUCCGGUAUCGGUAUGACAAGAAAGAAAACCCUUAUGGAAAGGGUCUCUUCAAGAACCUAUAUGAGUUGUUCUUUGCCAGAAUUCCACCUCCCAUGAUCAACUUCAGAGACUGGGCUCCAGAGGAACCUGACGAGGAGGUUGGAUCCAUUGCAUCUGAGCUAGACCGAACUUUUGGACCCCGAGGAGAUAAAUAUGAUAUGGAAAUGGAAAUUGGCGGUUGCAAAAACAGUAAGGUCGGUUUACAACUCCAUACACUGGAGUAUGACAACAACAACAGCAGCGAAGAAACUGUCAAGAAGAAAGGUGUAAGCGAAGAAACCGCCGCGUUUUACAUCCCGGGGAUUCAAGAACCCGCGAAUAUAACAAGAAACUCGAGCAUUGAUGUGAGAUCGAGGUAG